Messenger RNA from Nanorana parkeri, 2234 nucleotides. RefSeq names its product apoptosis inhibitor 5 (gene API5). The coding region runs from base 100 to 1683 and encodes 527 amino acids. The record is from RefSeq and is a predicted model, not a curated record. Gene Ontology annotation, biological process: negative regulation of apoptotic process. The transcript is spliced from 14 exons. Gene Ontology annotation, cellular component: nucleus. Gene Ontology annotation, molecular function: RNA binding. NCBI's taxonomy places the organism in Eukaryota, Metazoa, Chordata, Amphibia, Anura, Dicroglossidae.
GCCCGCCUCCUCCGCGCUGAUCUUUCCCGCCCGUCUCGUCGGUAGUUGGUGGCUACGCAGUGUGAGGCCGGACCUGAACGAAUCCCGGAGCCGCAAGCCAUGCCGACCGUAGAGGAGCUUUACCGCAACUAUGGCAUCCUGGCCGACGCCAAGGACGACGUCAGCAAGCACAGAGCCGCCUAUCAGGUAAUCCUGGACGGUGUGAAAGGCGAAGCCAAGGAAAAGAGAUUAGCGGCGCAGUUCAUCCCCAAAUUCUUCAAACAUUUCCCGGAAUUGGCCGACGCCGCCAUAAACGCCCAGCUGGAUCUGUGUGAAGACGAGGAUGUCUCGAUCCGGCGACAAGCUAUAAAAGAACUGUCACAGUUUGCUACGGGAGAGAACCUUCCAAGGGUGGCCGAUAUUCUGGCACAGCUUCUGCAGUCAGAUGACUCUGCCGAGUUCAACUUGGUGAACAACGCCUUGCUGAGCAUAUUCAAAAUUGACGCUAAAGGCACCCUGGGGGGAUUAUUCAGCCAGGUUCUUCACGGUGAAGAUAUUGUACGAGAGAGAGCCAUUAAGUUCCUCUCUACCAAACUGAAAACCAUUCCCGAAGAUGUCAUGACUAAAGAGGUGGAUGACUACAUUUUUUCCGAAUCCAAAAAGGUGCUGGAUGAUGUCACCGGGGAGGAAUUUGUCCUGUUUAUGAAAAUCCUGUCCUCUCUAAAGUCAUUACAGACGGUCAGCGGCCGACAGCAGCUAGUAGACUUAGUAUCUGAGCAAGCGGGUCUCUAUCAGACGCUCAACCCCGCAGACCCCGACUCUGUGGAUCGCCUGCUUCAGUGUAUGCGGCAAGCUGUGCCUCUUUUUUCUAAAAAUGUCCACUCCACCAAAUUUAUGACCUACUUUUGUGAGCAAGUGCUUCCCAUCCUGAGUUCCCUGACCAGCCCAGCAGAGAGCAUUGACGUCCAGUUGGAAAUAUUGAAGCUUCUGGCUGAGAUGAGCUCUUUCUGCGGCGAUAUGGAUAAACUUGAAUCAAAUUUAAACAAACUCUUUGAGAAGCUUUUGGAGUACAUGCCACUUCCGCCAGAGGAAGUAGAAAAUGGGGAAAAUUCUUCCAACGAGGAGCCAAAACUCCAGUUUAGCUACGUCGAAUGUUUACUAUUUAGCUUCCACCAGCUUGGGCGCAAGAAUCCAGAUUUUCUUACCGGUAAAGAAGUGAACGCCGAGAAGCUCAAAGACUUCAAAAUCAGGUUACAGUACUUUGCCAGAGGAUUACAGGUGUACAUUAGACAGCUUCGCCUGGCCUUGCAGGGGAAAUCUGGGGACGCCUUAAAAACGGAAGAGAACAAAAUCAAGGUGGUAGCUUUGAAAAUAACCAAUAAUAUAAAUGUUUUAAUCAAGGAUUUGUUCCACAAUCCUCCAUCCUACAAAAGCACGGUGACGCUAUCCUGGAAGCCAGUACAGAAAACAGACAUUGGACAAAAGAGAACAACUGAAGAUACUACUUCAUCCUCUUCUUCGCCACCAAAAAAGCCUAUAAUGGGACCAAAAAGAGACGCCAGACAAAUCUACAACCCUCCCAGUGGGAAAUACAGCGGGAGCCUUGGGAAUUUCUCUUAUGAACAGAGAGGAGGAUUUCGCGGCGGCAGAGGAAGAGGCUGGGGAGGCACUCGUGGGAACCGCAGUCGGGGGAGAAUGUACUAGUAGAGGAGAGACUGGCAUGGAGACGCUCAGCCGACGGCUGUACUGCUCAAUGCCGCCUUCCAAUUGGAAACGGACUUUUAACACAAAGCAUUCUUUCUACCUUUGUACGUAAUUACCGUUUUCUAUCCAGAUGUUCUUCAGUCUCAUAAACCUACCGUAGUUUCACCUUCUCACGCCGGAUUCUGAGCUGCUUUCAUGUUUCACGUAGGGACCUGCUGAAAAUGACGCACAAAUCCCACCUGAAAAAAAGCCAGAAUUGUAGCGUUGACAUUUUUCCACUAGGAUCAUCUGAAAGGAAUGUACAGAUACAGUAACAUCAUCCAUUACAAUGAAAAUAAGACAUUUUGCUUUCAGGCCGCGUUGGCGCUGCGGUUUGAACGUUUUAAACCCUCCGCUGACGGUCGUGGUUCUGUUGUCAUUGCCAAAUUACCGUUCCUCUGUUUUUGGCAUGCGCGCAGGUGAUUAAAAUACAGCUACGUGUUUUCUCCUCCACGUUUUGAUGGCUUGAGUUUCCCUUUGCAAUGAAAGCAAUCUUUUUUUUAAUUAUCUAG